AUGUCUACUUCAAGAGAUAAGCUAGUGAAGGUCACCGGUGCACGCAGGUUGAACAUCUCUGCAAGUGCAGCUGGCCGAAUGAGCUUUUCUCUUCCCGGUGCUAUUCCGGAAGAUGAAUGGAGCCCACCAGCAGUUGUAAGACAGAGUACCAUCUUGUCUGAUUCAACUGGUGAGCACGUGACUGGCAGCAGUGCACAUGGUGUUCAACGGAGGUUGAACAUCUCUGCACCUGCAGCCAGGCGCGUGUGGGAGGAUGAGAAGUGGAGCCCAGAAGUUGUUAGACAGAACACCUUGUCUACAUCGGCUCAUGGGCUCAUGACUGGCAGCAGUGCACGUGGUGUUCAACGGAGGUCGAACAUCGCUGCACCUGCAGCCAGUUACACGAGAUUUACUCUUCCUGGGGCUAUAGAGGAGGAGGAGGAGGAGGAGGAGGAGUGCAGCCCAGAAGUUGGUAGACAAAACACCAUCUUGUCUACCUCAGCUCAUGGGCUGGUGACUGGCAGCGGUGCACGUGGUGUUCAACAGAGGUUCAACAUCUCUAGACCUGCAGCCAGUCACAUGAGGUUAGCCGUUCUUGAGGCGAUAGAAGAGGAGGAUGAGGAGUUGAGCCCAGAAGCUCAUGGACUCAUGGCUGGUAGCGGAGAACGAGACACUCAAUGGAGGUUGUCUGUCUCUUCAUCUGCAGCUGAUCAAGAGUCUAUUGUGUCUUCUGAGGAUUCAGAACACAACACAACACACACAAUGGAUUUUAGCAGUCGAGGAGAAUCUGAUGAAGAUGGAGAUGAUGAAGAUUUCUCAGUAGCAGCACCUUAUCCUGUUGACCCUGCUAAUGACACACAAGUUGAACCAUUUGGAUCAAGACCAACUCCUAAUUGGUCUUUCACUUCUCGAUAUGAAGUGUUGCCAAACUGGUUGCUUGGAUCAGGGAGAACAGGAAGGAUUUUUGCUGCGAUUCGUUUAUCUGAUGGUGAACAGGUUGCGGUCAAAUGUGUAUCAAAAGAUAAAUAUAACAGCCGAAGAUCGCCUGACUUACGCCCACCCGUGCCACAAGAAAUCGCUAUGAUGUUGGAACUGCAAUGACACCCUCCCCUGUGCUCUCGCGUGAUACGUAUGCACGAGUGGUUUGAAUUUCCAGAUGGAUACAUCGUCGUUUAUGAAAUGUUGCCACAUCCCUGGAUGAGGCUGGACAAAUUCUUCGAAAAACGAUCGGAUCAGCGAGAGAAUGAUUAGAAACUUAUUUCGUCAGUUGGUGUUAGCCGCCAAAUAUUGUUGGGAGCACAGGGUGUACCGUUUAUUUUCUUACCAAGAAAAUAUAAUGGUUAACAUCAAGACCAUGAAGUAAGCUUUGUGGCUUUGGUGGAGGGCGUUUGGUUCCUGUUAGUUCCUGUGAACCGCAACUGAUGGAUCCAGAGACUGACAGCAGACCGGCUAGGCAGCUGACCCCUCUCAUGGCAUUGAGAAGUGUUUUAAACUUCAUGGUUAACUACAACGAGACCCAUACUGAUGGAAAUCUCGCUGUAUCUGACGAAUGCUGUGAACUCUGCCAUCAUUUAGCGGUUUAUCGUUUCCAUGACACAUUUGACUGAAUCCUAAGACAUCCAUGGAUGGCACAAGAUGAAUGGUCCUACACAGGCUGGCCAGUCACAAGAAUUUCUUUGUGAAGAAAAACACUGAUGCUUAAACGCACCAGUCCCAGUGCCAUCCGAAAUCAAGCCUGAUGCUUUGGAUUCCAACCUGUUUAACAGAUAAUUCUGUCAUAAAUUGAAUUUUUGCACUUGAGUUUCAAUCCUUACUAUCUUUUAGUAUUUUAGUAUUUAGUAGUGUUUUUAGUUUCUUGUUUAUCUUUUGUUAAUAAAUUCCAACUUUUGUAAUUUUUACAACUGUGUCUUCCUUGUGUUGAUAAUACAGUUAAAGGUUCUACAAGUUAGCCAGAAUCUCACAAAACCCUUGAGAUAAGGAACAUUGCACAGAAUCGGUGCCAUUUCUGUCCCAAUGACAUUAUAAUGCAAAACUAACUCUAAAAUACAUUUUAUUAUUAAUCAAAGUUUCCUGUAUGUUAAUCUAACACCACAUUUAAGCUGUCAUUUAAAACAUUAAUAAAAACUACUUGGAACACUGAAAAACAGCAUUUUAUAUCCGUCCCUGUUUUUAUCUCUGUACUUUACCUUUAAAUAUAAAGCAUACAAUUCUUCAGAUAUCUUUAUUUUUUUAUGUGGGUCCAUAUCCCAUAUUUGCUUUAAAUAUUUUUUACCAUUGGAAAAGUCAUAUUAUUUUAGAUAAAAUAUCCCCAGGAUUUCACUCAGUCCUGUUACCCAACACAUUUCCCCCCUCUGAAAAUCUAGGAUUAUUCUACAAGUCAGUUUUUUAAGAGGAAGUGACAUUGGUGUGAAUUCUGUGGAAUGGGUGAAUCCUUUAAAAUGUAUAAAUGUCCCAAAUGGCACACUCCAGAGUUCCUCAGAGUCCACACUUUGAUGACAUCAUGUAGUGCAGUCCUUAGGGACCACGAGGGCAGACAGGAGUCAUAUUUUGGGGUAAGACUCGAGCGCCUAAGUGUCAUGGUUCUGCCAUCUUAUCCUUUGGUUAAUCUAGUCUUGGGGCAGGAUCAUGACAGGCCAAUGUUUUGUGUGGGAUCACGUGUUCUUAGUAUGGGUUUUACUAGACCACGUGUUCCCGGUGUCUUAUCACUUUUACCACGCUCCCUUGUCACCCUCAUUGUUUAAUCCAUGUCACCUGUUGUAUUCAUUAGUUCUCCCCUAUUUAAGGUCUUUGUGUUUGUUACUCUGUGCCUGUUCAUUGUUGUACCAUGUGUUGUGUCGUGCCUUGCUUCAUCUGUGUGAGUACUUUGUCAGUUUAGUCUAGAUUAUCCAGUGUUCUGUUAUUUUAUUGUUCAGUGUUACCUAGUUUAGUGUCCCAUACCCGUUUUGGCAAUCUGCACCCCACCUCCCCUGCCAAUUCCUGGACCGGUACACCACACACAAUUUACUUUUGGUUUACUGUACAUGUUUAUAGUUUUGUUGUAUGCUAAUGUAUGCAACAGUAAUAUUUGGCCUCAUAAAUAUUUUCUGUUUCUACAUUGCAUUGGUGUUUCCGGUGUACUUGUUACCCCUCUCAGCAGAUUCAUUUCACUGUAGAACAUUGUAUUGAAAUGUAGAUAUAAGCCCAUGAAAGACCAAAGAGCUUUAGAUUUAGAACAGCAGUGUUUAGAUGGGAUAUCCAAAAAUGUAUUAUUAUGAAAGAAGUGUUUGCCAUUUGAUGCAAAUGCUUGAUUCUGACAUGUGUUUGUGGCAUUUUGAAUGCAGUGUUGCAUUUUGAAGGAGAUGUGAGCUACUUUGCAUUUUGUGUGUGCAGUUUUGAGAAUUGUGUGUAGAGUUUUGAAAAAAAGAGACUUAGUUUUGAAAACGUGUGUAAGCAAUUGUUGAAAACUGUAAGUGUGUUGUUACAAUGUACAAUAAACAUGUAUUUUUCUGUAAGCAGAUCUCCUGGAUGUUGUGUUUUCCAUUUUUUAAGGUAGUGUCUAAUGGCUGCUUUGUAGUGUUUUAUAGAUUUAUGUGUGUAUGAUUUGAAAGCUAAGUUUGAUUUUGAGUACAAGUGAAAUGGUUUUGAAGGAAUUGUUUGAUUUUGCUGGAAGAGUCAAGGGUUCUGUAAAUUUUGUUUGAAAUUGGGAUUUGUGUUUAAGG
Messenger RNA from Misgurnus anguillicaudatus (oriental weatherfish), 3677 nucleotides. NCBI's taxonomy places the organism in Eukaryota, Metazoa, Chordata, Actinopteri, Cypriniformes, Cobitidae. The record is from RefSeq and is a predicted model, not a curated record.